AUGGAUGUUAAUGGGCCUUCUGCGACUAUAUGGUGGCAGCUACUUUGUGGUGGGCGUGGUGGUGGUGAGGGCUUGGGGCAUCUUCUUUGUGGUGGGCGUGGUGAGCAUGGUGGGCAUGCUCGGGGUGGUGGGGGUGGCUUGGAGCAGCUACAUGAUGGUGGCCGUGGUGGUGGUGGUGACUGCCAUAAUGAGUUGGCAGGUGGUGGUGAGGGCUCGGAGCAGCCACAUGAUGGUGGCCAUGGUGGUGGUGGUGGUGAUGGUGGUGGUGGUGAGGGCUUGAUGCACCGUGACUGUCAUGAUGAGUUGGCGCAUGAUGGUGAUGGUGGUGGCGGCGGUGAUGAUGAUGAUGUGGGCCUGGAGAGGCUGCUUUGUGGUGGCUGUCGUGGUGAGUUGGUGCAGGAUCUAGGCUUUCAUGAGAUUCAGUAG
Cucurbita moschata (crookneck pumpkin) is the source of this 426-nucleotide messenger RNA. RefSeq names its product glycine-rich cell wall structural protein 1.0-like. NCBI's taxonomy places the organism in Eukaryota, Viridiplantae, Streptophyta, Magnoliopsida, Cucurbitales, Cucurbitaceae. The transcript has 3 exons. The coding region runs from base 1 to 426 and encodes 141 amino acids. The record is from RefSeq and is a predicted model, not a curated record.